UUACUGAUUUCUCAAUCUACUUUGCUCAUAAAUAGGUUCUCCUCUUCACUAGCUCAAAUCAUCAUUAUCACUAGAAACUAAGGCAUGUCUUCCCGAAUCAUCAUCGAUUCCGUUAUGUCAACGAUCGUCUUGUCUCUCUUGAUCAUUCUCGGUGUCCUCUUUGCUCCCGACCUGGCCGAUGGUGUGGCGGUGGGUGACAAUGUGAUUGACCGGUGCUGGAAGUUGAACUCGGACUGGAGGAGGAACCGCCACCAGCUCGCCACUUGUUCUGUCGGGUUCUCGGGGAAGAUGACUGGAAACAUUGGCAAAGGGACCGUGUCCUACACUGUCACAGACCCCGGGGAUGACCCUCUGAAUCCGAGGCCUGGGACCCUGAGGUACGGGGCUACGAUGAUCAAAGGGAAAGUCUGGAUCUCCUUCCAGAGGGACAUGACCAUCAAACUUGCCAAGCCUCUUCUCAUAGGUAGCUUCACUGCCAUCGACGGCAGAGGAGCGACCGUUCACAUCGCUGGGGGUGCUUGCCUUACGGUCCUUCAAGCACACGAUGUAAUCAUCCACGGACUCCACAUCCACUAUUGCCAGGCCCAGCCCGCGAGCCAAGUAAUGGGCCCGGGAGGGAAGGUGGUGUCGCUUGGCCCUGUCGACGCGGAUGCGAUCCGCCUGGUCACGGCAUCAAAGGUGUGGAUCGACCACAACACGCUGUCUCAAUGCCAGGACGGCCUCGUGGACGUGACUCGUGGCUCGACCGGCAUCACCAUAUCGAACAACCGGUUCAUAAACCAAGACAAGGUCAUGCUCCUCGGUCACGAUGAUGGCUACAUUCGUGAUAAGAACAUGAAGGUUACCGUCGUCUACAACCAUUUCGGACCCAACUGUAACCAACGCAUGCCCAGGGUACGUCAUGGAUAUGCUCACGUAGCAAACAAUCUCUAUGAAGGUUGGUCACAGUAUGCCAUCGGGGGAAGUUCGGCCCCCAGCAUCAAGAGCCAAGCCAACCUCUUCAUUGCCCCUAACAAAAACAAGGAGGUAACUUGGAGGCAGGGCAACGAUGAAAAGUCAUGGAACAUCUACUCAGUAGGGGAUGCGUUUGAGAACGGGGCCUCCUUCAUUCCAACAGGGAAAUUUGGAGCUGCGAAGCCGAACUAUGGCCCCGAUCAGAGGUUUCCAGUUGCUAAUGCCCACUCGGUAAGGGCCCUCACAAGGACCUCAGGUGCCCAGAAGCUCUAGUUAAGCUGCUAAAGCAAUACCAUCUAACUUCCUUCCCGAUUAUAAUCGUCAUGUACCCACGCUACUGGGAGAGUCAAGUUUGUGAAUUCCACAACCCCGACUCACCACAUUACUCAAUAAUAUAACAGAUACAGUAUCAGUUACAGCCCGUAACAUACCGUCUUGUCUAGCACUUGGGACUGGGCAUGAUUCUAGCUAGGACUGAAGUUCGAAUGUCAGGGCAAAUACGGAAGAUUUAUCUGUAACUAGAAUUUGAUUUGUAUAUAGAAUUCACUAGUCCCUUCAAUGAAAGGCAUGUCGUGCAGUGUCUUUAACAACGUUCUUUGUGCGCUGUAAAAUGUUCCGGAAAUAUCUUCCGCUUCGCUGCAAAUUUAUUCUGCAGGAUUAAUGAGGCAAUAGGUAUGGAAGCAAUAAAA
This is a messenger RNA of Punica granatum (pomegranate), 1643 nucleotides long. Lineage: Eukaryota; Viridiplantae; Streptophyta; Magnoliopsida; Myrtales; Lythraceae. The record is from RefSeq and is a predicted model, not a curated record.